Molecule: messenger RNA, 4279 nt
Organism: Patella vulgata (common limpet)
Lineage: Eukaryota; Metazoa; Mollusca; Gastropoda; Patellidae
Product: putative ammonium transporter 3
Exons: 10
Coding region: 407-2143 (578 amino acids)
Biological process (GO): ammonium homeostasis; ammonium transmembrane transport
Cellular component (GO): membrane
Molecular function (GO): ammonium channel activity
Source: RefSeq, a predicted model, not a curated record
CAACGGAUAAACAUAACGGUUAUACUUUUCUUUGAAUUAGUUAAAUGGAACUAAUGUUAUAUUCCCUAUAGUAUUUAUAUGUACAGUUUUAUAUAACAUAUUCUACAUUCAAACAAUGCAGUUCGCAUAAUCAAUAAAACCUAGGACGUCAAGCAAGUUUGUUUAUCGGAGACGCAGGAAUUCGUAUAGAUAUGCUUCAUCAAGACCUUAUCUGAACACUGGUUGAUACAGAAGCAACGUGAGUUUCUGAAUUAUAUAUUUUCUUCUGGGAUAAUCAAGAAUACAUAAGGUACUGCAGUGUAACAUCGGGUUAUUCCACUGAUUGCUAAUCUAAUUAGCCUCUAGGGAGUGGCAAGAAAUCAUUUCAUGUCGUUGUCACGGAGAUAGUUGUAUAUAUAAAGUAAAAAUGGCGACAACAGUAGCAGGAGUUACGACAAUUAAUUCAACAAUAACCACAACUACGUCAUCACCACAUUCACCAUGGGACGAUGCUACGUGGAUUCUGACCAGCGCCUUUAUAAUAUUUACCAUGCAGUCAGGGUUUGGGUUGUUAGAGAGCGGUAUGGCGACGAGAAGAAAUGAAGUUAACAUCAUGAUGAAGAAUGCUAUAGAUGUUGUAUUCGGUGGUAUGUUGUAUUGGGCAGUUGGAUAUGGUAUUAGUUUUGGUGUUAGUCCAGGAUCCAACGCCUUCUCUGGUUGGGGAAGUUUCUUUCUUGAUCCAGAUGAUGAACACAUGGGAACAGAGUUUUCCAAAUUCACAUUUCAAGCAUCAUUUGCGACUACUGCAACCACUAUCGUAUCCGGUGCGAUGGCAGAACGAACAAAGCUGCAUGCAUACAUUGUAUUUUGUCUUACCAAUACUCUAGUGUAUUCAUUCCCGGCACAUUGGGUAUGGGCACCUAAUGGCUGGUUAAAACAACUAAAUGUAGUUGAUGUGGCCGGAGUCGGUCCAGUUCACUUAGUGGGCGGUGUAACGGCAUUAAUAGCCGCCAUUAUGUUGAAACCUCGUUAUGGUAGAUUUGGUGGAAGAAUUAAGUUAACGAGUUCGAGUCCCGUCAACAGUCUUCUGGGCCUGUUUAUUCUGUGGUGGGGUUGGCUUGGAUUCAAUUGCGGAAGCACUUUUGGUAUCAGUGGAGGCAAGUGGAAGCUAGCUGCAAAAGCUGCUGCUACGACUAUCAUGGCGUCUUGUGGAGGUGGUAUAACUGCAUUUUUUAUAAGUUUCGUUUUCUACAAACGUAUAACAAAAGUACGACUUAUUACUAAUGGUAUUCUGGGUUCAUUGGUUUCUAUUACUGGUAUUUGUGCUGUAACACAGUGUUGGGCGGCCAUUAUUAUAGGAAGUGUGGGAGCGAUCAUUGAAGCUGCUGGUGAAGUUCUAUUACUAAAGUUCAAGAUAGAUGAUCCAGUAGGGGCCACGGCUGUUCAUUUCUUCUGUUCUGUCUGGGGUUUGUUGUGUUGUGGACUUUUUGCUAACGUCGAUACGGUACAAAACAAGGCAUUUUCUGCUCAUUCUGGAAUUAUCAUGGGAGGUGACUUUUACCUGCUGGGAGUACAGUGCUUGGCUGUGGUUUCAAUCAUUGCAUGGUCGGCCACAGUGUCUUUCAUCAACCUAAAGAUACUGGAUUUAACUAUCGGACUACGCGUGGAUAUCGAAGACGAACUGCUAGGUGCUGAUGUAUACGAGCACAUGUGCUACCCACCCGGUUUCGAUCUGGAGGACGCCAAGAAAUCCAUUCACAAGCGUGUCGCCAAAGAUCGUAUGUUUGGAUUCAUAAAAGAUAAGCCUAAAGCAAAUGAGGUUACCACUGAUGGCAGUUCUUGUAUGUGUUUCUUUGGGAAAUCUCGGGUUCUCACAAACAAUAUCGUCCAUCCCCAAGAGCAAGAUCAAGAUUCUAGGCAAGAUGGUGAUCACUACCAGAAGAAAAGUUCUAAGUUAUCUGACAGCAGAUUGCGUCUUGUCGCGAAUGACAACAUAUGCAUAAGCGAUAUUGAGACUGACAAUGACAAAAAAAGUGUUAAUUCUGACAAAUCGUUGGGGGAGGCUAAUUCGGCCGAUUCUGAAGUCCGUGGAAGAUCCAGGGCUUCGUCUGGAAAAGACAGCUUACAAGAUACAGACAGAGACAAAACUUGUCAAAUUAUGUAAAAUACACUUAAACUUUUUUAGCCUUCAUUAACUGUCAAUAUUAUAGACGGGGUGGCGGAUAUAUUCACUUUUUCCCGAAGUCCGGAUUUUACUUGGAAGAUCCAAAAUCUGAUGAUAAUCCCUUUUUUUUCAAUACGUUUUUCAUUCGUUUUAUAUCCCGUAUUUUAUUUUUACCAGGUCCAAUGUUCCAUUACGUUUUAUUAUUGGGUUGUGUUUUAAUUUUUGCACUGUAAGCAGUUCUUCCAAUCACGUCAAGCUAUCGUCCACUGAUUUAACCUCGAGCAUAACGGAAAUUAUAAUUAUUAAUAGAUGGAAGGUCACAUGGCUGAUAUAUUUGCUGUGAUAUGACAAUCGUCAACGCUAUUGCUUUCCUUUGUCGAUUUGUAAAUGAUUAAGAAAGAGGGCGAUAUUCCAUGAUAAAACCAACAUGACUGUAACAUAAGCGGUUCGUCAAUGAGCAUCUAACUUGUGAACGUGAUAAAGGCUACAGGUGUUUACAUGUUUUCUUUCAUAUUUGGUCUGAAGCAUUGAGGUCAGGCAAGGACGAUCCCUAUCGAUAUUCGGUGUUUUAUGGCCUUGCGUUCCCGAGUUGCCGCCGAUUAUAACGGAUUGUUUUCAAGUAUUUGGUGGGGUCAUGCGAGGUUGAACGCUAUUCACCAUUCCCUUCCAGACUUAUCCCCACACUAGGCCGAAAAAUCUAGUAAAGGCGAUAGAGGCGACAGGGUUUAACGGAUUUUUUUCUAUCUUGCGAAUACGAUAGAGGUAAGAUUUCUUGAGGGCAUAAAAGAUCCUUAUCCAAUUAGGUCAACAUCCAAAUUUUACUUUCGAAAAAGUAGCUGCCAAUCGUCUUUUUGACACAUGUAUAGCUUUACUUGACUAUCUUUAUUUACGGUUGAUAUUCAUUUGGGAAAAGUAUAUAUCCUUUCAGUAAUUAUUGUCCAGUACUAUCGUCAGCGGCAGUGCUGAUUAGAGGGACAUUGGGUAAAAUUAGAUAAAGAACUGACAUUUAUCGCUUUAAUAGUUAAAAAUACAUAAUGAAAACAGAAUAUGCUGAAAAUUUAAGUCAAAUUGCUUCACUCUGAACCGAGAUAUUACCGAUUCAAUUUUAGGCAAGCUUCGAUCGUCAUUACUAACGAUGGUACGAUAAUAAACAAAGUCUCGAUUAUCCAUUUUUACUUUAAAUUAUCCAGCACAAAAUGUAUUCAAAUCCACUAAAUAUCACAGGCUAACGAUGACAUCGAGAGUUGAUUAUGGUCUGGAUAAGUUAAUUAAUGUCUAAUUAAUAAUAUAGAUAACAUUUCAGGCCUAAAGAAAUAUCUGCAGUAUGCAGGUUUAGCUCUUGCAUAAUGCAUGUUUAAGCGACUACCUUAUUUUAUUAAAUCACGGGGGGUUGGAUGGAUGAAUGGUUAGCGUGCGCGCGCUGUAUCAUAAAGUCUGUCAUUGAGUCGACUGGCGUGGUUUCGAAUCCCCGGUUGUACGUGACAAGGAGUAGGGUCGCCUGUCCAACCUCGUGGGUUUUCUCCGGGUCCUCCGGUUCCCUCCCACUGCUAAAGACCCCUAUGCGCAGGCGAAUUAUUGAAAUAAAAUUGAACCAUAUGUUAGUCCCGAAAUGACCUAGGUGUGUCGAGUGGACGUUAAACCCCAUUUCUCUCUCUCUCUCUUAUUAAAUCACCACCACGAUACACCCAUCCAUAGUUUUACUUUUACUAUUUGUGUGUGCAAUUUUGUAAUAUCUUGAUAAUUUUUCAAUAAACGAAUUAAAAAUGUUUUGUUUUAUCUAAUAAGCUGGCAUCAUCACCAUUCAUUCUGAUCUAUAUAUACCUACAUGUUUGUACACAGAGGAUUGCUUUUCUGCCGACAGCUCAAUUUCUGACUCGCGAAUUGUAGAAUACAAUCUGUCGGACUUGUUGAUUUGGUGUAGACCAAUGAUCACUCUUUUCUGUGCGCCAAACUAUAUAUCUCUUUGGUGAUUGGUCUGUAUGUAUAUACUUAAACAGCAUUGGUAACCGAAAUAUUCGUAAUUUUGGAAACGAACAAGAACUCUGAGAUAUGUCUAGCAGUACCUUCACAAAGUAUAAUGUAAAAAUUAUAGCAAUUUUGAAAACAAAAAACCAAAAGCUUGCAUUUCUGUAUAUU